CCCCCUCCCCCCUCUCUCCUCUGUAUCCCUCCAUCUCUGUCGUCAUUGUGAGGAAGCCUGGGAGUGGCAGGAAGAAGGAGAGGCAGAGGACGAAAAAAGGGAUCAAGCACAUCAAGAUCUUCUUGAAUAUUUUCACAGCAUCGUUUCAUUCACGGCAGCAGCAUGGCGGAGGGGUCAGUAUCUGUAGCAGAAGUGGAAACCUCCUUCCAGAAGUUUGCAGUUCAUGGAGACACAAAAGCCAGAGGAAAGGAGAUGAACGGCAAGAACUUUGCUAAGAUCUGCAAGGACUGCACCAUAAUAGACGGCAAGAACGUCACCACGACAGACGUGGACAUAGUUUUCAGCAAAGUCAAGGCGAAGUCAGCUCGUGUAAUCACAUUUGAGCAGUUCAACCAGGCCCUGACAGAGUUGGCUCCCAAACGUUUCAAAGGCAAAAGCAAAGAGGAGUCGCUCCAGCAGCUCUACGGUCUCAUUGUUGGUAAGGAGCCUGCCAACGUCGGUGUCACUAAAGUGGCAAAGGCGGCAGCAGUGGACAGACUGACUGACACCACCAAGUACACAGGAGCGCACAAGGAGCGGUUUGACGAGUCCGGCAAAGGAAAAGGAAAAGUUGGGCGGGAGGACAUCCCGGAUGGCAGUGGCUAUGUGGGCGCUUACAAGGGCAGCGGCACUUAUGAGGAAAAAGUUAAAGAGGCAUAAUUCUGUGGACAGGUUAUGAAAAACUUGAUUCAAUAAGUAGAAUUAGCAGUGUUAAAUAUACAAAGAAUAUGAAAGGUUAAAUACAUUUGUUGGCUGCUUUGGAUUUUAAUACAAAACAAAUAAACUGUAGAUGUUUGUUGUCCUGGCAAUAUUAACUAAAUCUAUUAAAAUACAAUUGCAGAAAAGAAAACUAAAAGGUUUUCGUGAGUUUCAAGAAAAUAUUUAUAAAAAGAAAAUCCAAAGAUAAUUGACAGUUAUAGAGAAACGUUUAAUCUGUUGUACAGGAGCAUGAAAAGCUGAUGCCGAAUAUCUUCAAUUCAAGGACCAAGAAAUCAAACUGUACUUACAGCCAAGCAUGCUUUAAAUAAACUAAUACUGCUUUGUAUAAUAGUUUAACACUCUGCCUUAGUAUCGAUGUAGCCACUAGUGUGAAUGCUAUGAUAUACAGUAAUGUGCUACUAAACUCACUUAUCUUGAUGGAAUGGAUGGUAGCAGGUUUCAAGAAAUGAAGCUGCGUCAGCAGUUAUUCUUUACUCGCUUAGCUCAUCACUAUAUAACUGAAUGGCUUUUGCGACUGGACUCCUCAGUGCCCAUUAUAAUUCUUGUAAUGGCAUUUGAUCAUAUCAUGAAUAGAAAUUUACAUUCACGAGUCAAACAAUUAACAAGCAGAGAAGAACAGAGAAUGAUCCCUUAUUGAUGACGCUACAGCAGAGGGCGGCCUAAAUCUGUAUUUCUCAUCCUUAAAAGGACUAUAAACAUUAUGCUUUGAUUGUUAGGCUCAGAAAAUGUAAGCUGCUUCAUUGUUUAAUGAAUGAGAUUAAAUCAAAUAUCAAUAUUUUCUUUCUUCACCCUGAAUUUGAGGCUGGGAAAAAUAUUUUAAGAGAAGUGAAUGUAAUAGUGCAACAUCAUAUUGAUUGAAUAUAUAUAUUUAUAUAUAUAAAGAGUGGCGCUUGAAGAACUCAUCACACACCUACGUCUUCUACCUGGACCCUCCUUGUAAUGUGACGUCGAUUUAUGGAGGAUUAAUUACCAAUGUACCAAUGCUUGUACUUUUAAGGAUGUAUCACAUUAAAGGCCAAUACUGUAAAGCAACAUCUGGA
This is a messenger RNA of Gasterosteus aculeatus aculeatus (three-spined stickleback), 1799 nucleotides long. RefSeq names its product tubulin polymerization-promoting protein family member 2 (gene tppp2). Gene Ontology annotation, cellular component: microtubule. Gene Ontology annotation, molecular function: tubulin binding. NCBI's taxonomy places the organism in Eukaryota, Metazoa, Chordata, Actinopteri, Perciformes, Gasterosteidae. Gene Ontology annotation, biological process: positive regulation of protein polymerization; microtubule bundle formation; microtubule polymerization. The record is from RefSeq and is a predicted model, not a curated record.